AUGCUGCAUGAAAGACCAGCAAGGACGGGAUCGGACCUCGUGAUGGUGGACGACUGGGAGGCAAGGCAGCCUAAGUACCAAAGGAGCAAGGAAGUCCUGGCUCACUUCACGGAAGAGCUCGGGCGUCAACCGCUAUGUGCUGUGGAUGCUAGUGGUCAACCGGUGCCCGUGCAGGUGAUGUUGCUCUGCGGGACGGACCUCUUGGAGUCGUUCGUCAGGCCUGGGGUUUGGCGCCCCGGAGACGUGGAACACAUCUUGGUUACCCACGGCGUGGCGUGCGUCCUCCGGCGGGGUUGCGAUUUGGGGACACUGUUGGUGGAGGAGGGGGCACCCUUGCGGCGUUUCCGCGAUCGUGUCAUACUUGUCAAGGAGCCCUUCGACAACAGCGUGAGCUCCAGCACUGUGCGGCAGGAGCUGAGGCGGGGGCACUCUGUGAAGUACAUUGUUUCCGACGCGGUGAUAGAGUAUAUAAAGGCAAAGGGGCUGUAUGCGGAAGACGAGCAAGAUACUAAGGUCGAGGGUUAG
Ostreobium quekettii is the source of this 525-nucleotide messenger RNA. The record is from the annotation of a GenBank genome assembly. Lineage: Eukaryota; Viridiplantae; Chlorophyta; Ulvophyceae; Bryopsidales; Ostreobiaceae.